AUGGUCCAGCAGCGGCCGUACUUUGUUCGCCAGUCACAGGACUCCAAUGUAAACAGCAAUAGCGAUGCUGCUGCUGCAGAGCCAGUUUCUGGAACUGUCGCGGUGUCCAUUAGUGGCGAUGAGGGGCAGGACGAGCAGGAGGAGCGCACUCCGUUGACGCCGCCACGCACGGUUGAUCAAAAUGAUCUGGUGGACACGCCCGAGUACAGCGCGUCGUGGUUCAGCCGGCUGACGUUCUCCUGGCUGAACGACUUGCUAGCCAAGGGAGUCGCGCGGCAGAUUGGCCCCGAGGACCUGUACAAGCUGGACGCCAUGGAUAUGCCGGCACCAAACUGGAGAAAGUAUCUGGGCCACCACGGCAAGUCCGGCCGCCGCUCUUCCCUGCUGAUCGCUUUGCUCUGGACCUUUGCGCCUGAGCUCGCGCUCCAAGGCGUCUUGGCAUUGGCAUCUUCGGUGCUGCAUUUCUCAGGGCCGUUUUUCUUGCAGCGGAUCCUGCGGCACGAUGCACGUGGCGAGGUGAGCUUGAGGGGGGCGUAUUUGGAUGCAUUUGGGCUACUGCUUUUCACCGUGUUGGUGUCGCUGCUGUCGCAGCAGGCGAUGUGGAUUGGGAGGCGCGUGGGUAUCCGGCUUAAGGGCGUGCUGGUCGGCGAGCUGGCUGCAACUACACUGAAGCGCCGCGGAAAGGGGGGCUCAUCGGAGGACAAGGCAGACAGGGAGGACAAGCCCAAGGCCAGCGAUUCUAUCGUCAAUCUGCUGACGGCGGACUUCCAGCGAGUAUCCGAGGUAUCCGCGUACCUCGACAGCAUCUACUCGAUGCCUUUGAUGCUUCUGAUCGGGAUCUGGUACAUGUACGCGCUCCUCGGCAUCUCUGCGCUUGUCGGGCUGUCAAUCGCUAUCAUCUACGCGCCCCUGUCCAAGCACAUGCUCCAGUACGUGAGCAAGAUCGAAACCAAACUAAACGCACUCAGCGACCAGCGUGUCACGGCGAUCACCGAGCUGCUGCAGGGAAUCAAGACCGUGAAACUGUUCGGAUGGGAGUCGCGGUUUUUGGCGCGCAUAGAUGAGCGGCGCGAGCGGCAGUUGGCGUAUAUGUGGCGGGUGCUGCUGUGUUGGGCGUACAUAAUGGUGGUUUCGACGUUGGCGCCGAUGCUGGUGCUGAUUGUUAUUUUUGGCGUGUACGUUGUGGGGUUCAAACAGGUGCUGACGGCGGAGGUGGCGUUUACGGCGAUUGCGGUGUUCCAGCAGGUGCGCAUGGUGUUUGAGCGGCUGCCUGGGAUGCUCAACUGGGUGGUGGGCGGGUAUGUGUCGCUGGGCCGCAUUGACGAGUACCUGCGCCAGCCGCAGAUCCAGCGCUUGGAGGACCGCCUGACGCCGCUGGUUGGCGGGCGCGUGCGCGACACGCAGUCGUACGCGACGCUCAGCCACGCGGCCAGCGCACCCGGUCGCUUUGGCUUGCGCAACCUCAACGUGCGGUUCCCCCGCGGGCGGCUCUCGCUGGUCGGCGGGCCCACAGGCGCCGGCAAGUCAUCUCUGCUGGCGGCGCUGGUGGGCGAAAUGACGCUCACGCGCGGCCACCUCCUCCUCCCCGUUGCCGGCCCCACACGCAGCCUUGCGCUCGGCAGCCGCACCGACUCCGGCAUGAGGCUCGCAAACAUCGCCUAUGUUUCGCAAGAGGCGUGGCUGCGCAACGCAACCAUCCGGGAAAACAUCCUGUUUGGCGCGCCGUACAACGCAUCGCGGUACGAGGAGGUCCUGCGUGUGUGCGCGCUGAAGGCCGACCUGCGGAUCCUGGCCGCCGGCGAUUUGACCGAGAUCGGCGAACGCGGCGUGACCCUGUCUGGCGGCCAGAAGCAGCGCGUGGCUUUGGCGCGCGCAGUGUACUCUGAACGGCAGAUUCUGCUUAUUGACGAUUGCCUUUCGGCCGUCGAUGCGCAUACUGCGAGGGUUAUUUUGUCCGAGUGCCUGGUUGGCGGAGGGUCGUCGUCGGGGCUGAUGCGUGGGCGCACGAGGGUGCUGGUGUCGCACCAUAUGGCGAUGUGCCUGCCCCACUGCAGUUAUGUCGCGAUGAUGCGUGGGGGCGAGGUGGUGAUGAGCGGGGCGCCGCAUGAGCUGCAGCAGCAGACGGGCGCCUUCUCGGACCUGGGGGCAUUCGGCCAGGCAGCGCCCGUGGGCGCGCUGGUCGAGGACGAGGAGCGCGAGGAGGGCGGCGUCAAGCUUGCGGUCUGGCUGGUGUACCUGCGGUCCUGCGGCAGCGGCUGGUACUGGGGCAUAUCGCUGGCCCUGAUGGUGACGUGCCAGGCGCUUGUGGUCGCGCAGGACUACUGGGUGCGCCUGUGGGUGGCGGCCACCGGGGCUGGCGGCAGCCAGCAGCACUCGGCCGUGUUCUGGCUUGGCAUGUACGUGGUCAUCGGCGUUGCCGGCGUCGGCUGGCGGCUGGCGCAGAUGCUCUUUGUGUACUCCGGCGCGAUCCGCGCAUCGCGCCAGAUCCACACGCGGCUCCUGCGCGCCAUUGUCCGCGCGACGCCGCGCUUCUUCGAUGCGACGCCGCUGGGCCGCAUCAUGAACCGGGUCUCGCGCGACAUGCAGGUGGUCGACGAGCUGACAAUGGACACAAUGGCGUGGUGGUUUAUGGACAUCCUCGCAGUGCUCAGCGUCUUUGCGAUCAUCAGCCUGGUUGUGCCGGCCUUUGUCCUGGUGGCCGGCGCCGUGUCGGCGGUGUACUUUGCCAUUGCGCGCCACUACUUGGCCACGUCGCGGGAGCUCAAGCGGCUGGAGGCCAACAGCAUGUCGCCGCUCCUGUCGCUGUUCGGCGAGCUCAUCCUCGGCGUGUCCUCCAUCCGCGCGUUCGGCGCAAGCCACUGCUACGUGCGCGAGGCCUUGGCGCGGAUAGCCGCGCACAACCGCGCCUUCUACAUGGUGUGGUCGGCGAACCGCUGGCUGUCCAUCCGCAUCGACGCCGCCGGCGCCUCGGUGUCCUUCGCCUGCGCGCUUUUUGUGCUUUCCAGCCUCGACUGGCUGGACGCGGGGCUUGCUGGCUUUGCGCUGUCGUACGCGCUGACGUUUUCCGACCACAUGCUGUGGGUCAUCCGCAACUACAGCAGCAACGAGCUGAACAUGAAUGCCGUCGAGCGCCUUGAGCAGUACACGCGCGUGCGCCAGGAGGCUGCGCUGCACACGGCGGCUGUGCUGCCGGCGGGGUGGCCGAGGAGGGGCGACGUGGCCAUCGAGGAUCUGCUCGUCGAGUAUGUGCCCGGAGUGCCGGUGCUGCACGGCAUUUCGCUGGCGGCCCGGCACGGGGAGCGCAUCGGGGUCGUCGGGCGGACGGGCGCGGGGAAAAGCACGCUGUCGCUGGCGCUGCUGCGCUUCGUCGAGGCCGCGCGAGGCAGAAUCACGCUGGACGGCGUGGAUAUUGCCGCCGUUGGCCUGGAGGACCUGCGGCGCAGCGUCACGAUUAUUCCGCAGGACCCGGUGCUGUUCAACGGCAGCAUCCGCUUCAACCUCGACCCCUUCGGGGAAUACCCGGACGCGCUUGUCUGGGACGCGCUGCACCGCGCGCAUCUCACCCGACACGACCCGCCGCCCGGCAGCCAGGCAACCAUCACAGCCGACUCCGCCAUUAGCGACAACGGCCACACGCUGUCCCUGGGCCAGCGGCAGCUUGUGGCGUUGGCGCGGGCGCUUCUUCGGCGCUCGAGGCUGAUCAUCAUGGACGAGGCUACGGCGUCGGUGGACUUUGAUACGGAUGAGCGCAUACAGAGGACUAUUCGCGGAUCCGAAUUUGGCGAUUCGACUUUGUUCUGCAUUGCCCAUAGGCUGCGCACGGUGAUUGACUAUGACCGCGUGUUGGUGUUGGAUAAGGGGAGGAUUGCGGAGUUUGACACGCCGUGUGGGCUGUUGCAGAGGGAGGCCGGGCUGUUCCGCGCGAUGUGUGAGAAAUCGGGCGAGUUUGAGCGCCUUUAUGAGUUGGCCACAACGGGUGUGCAGAAUUAG
Messenger RNA from Kickxella alabastrina, 3990 nucleotides. RefSeq names its product P-loop containing nucleoside triphosphate hydrolase protein. The record is from RefSeq and is a predicted model, not a curated record. The transcript has 6 exons. Gene Ontology annotation, cellular component: membrane; fungal-type vacuole. The coding region runs from base 1 to 3990 and encodes 1329 amino acids. Gene Ontology annotation, molecular function: ABC-type peptide transporter activity; ATP binding; ATP hydrolysis activity. Gene Ontology annotation, biological process: transmembrane transport. Lineage: Eukaryota; Fungi; Kickxellomycota; Kickxellomycetes; Kickxellales; Kickxellaceae.